AUGGGCAAUCCAGAACACGUGGGGCUGGUUUCGGAAUUCCAGGCUGGUGGAAACUGGCCUAACAUUAACCCUAGAGUCCUAGAGGUUCUAGAGAGUUAUAUGCCCAAGUACCUGGCAGCGCAGCAUGUGCGCAAUUGGGCAGCCUGGACAGAAUGGAACCCCGUGGAUGGACAGGCCUACCGUGCUCUCUUUCAACAGAGGAGGACCUCCCCGGCCGAAUACGUGGAAUUCGCCGUCUCCCUCCGCCAGCGCCGAGAUUUGCCUCAGGAGUUGCUGGCGAGCCUGCAGAAGGAUUUGGCCGAAGAGAUCCUAAGACAGGCAACCACUCAGAGCGAGACCCUGCAGGUGGAUACAGAGCCGUGGCCCAAAGCCCUCAAGGAUCAGCUGUUGGAGGAUGUGGCUGAGGCCUUGACCCUCCUUGGGGGUGCAGAAGAGGCUGAGGACCCUCUUGAGAUCGACAAGCUGAAGGGCGAGGCGCACGAGCUUUUGAUCGAGCUUCACCGCUCGGAGCUCUUUUGGGUGCGUUCCCAGCUGCUGUCCUUCCGCGCGAAGAGCGCCGCCUUGUGGCGCGGAGAUCUCAAGGAGGCCAAGAACCUGGGGCAGCGGAUGACAGCGGCAGGUGUCGAGGUCGGCACCGGCGAAGAGGACCUCUUGCUCCGCGCCAUCUAUUCUGCAAGGGCGGUGCAUCAAGCCACAAAGGCUGCCGCAAUGUGCCUCCCCCGCUACGUGGAUCUCUGUCACAAGGAGUUGGCAGUGGCCUUGGCCUCUGACUUGGCCGACCUGGGCAUGUCACGUUGGAAGGCCAAAGAUGAGCAUCAGGCCCAGAAAUACAUGAGCCAAGCGUUGAGCUCCCUGGCAUGCCAGGUUGAGUCGGAGUGUGCUGUCGGGUGGGACGCGGUGCUGUAG
Molecule: messenger RNA, 906 nt
Organism: Durusdinium trenchii
Lineage: Eukaryota; Dinophyceae; Suessiales; Symbiodiniaceae
Source: the annotation of a GenBank genome assembly